Molecule: messenger RNA, 1724 nt
Organism: Botrytis cinerea B05.10
Lineage: Eukaryota; Fungi; Ascomycota; Leotiomycetes; Helotiales; Sclerotiniaceae
Exons: 5
Coding region: 440-1411 (323 amino acids)
Biological process (GO): lipid metabolic process
Cellular component (GO): membrane
Molecular function (GO): oxidoreductase activity, acting on the CH-CH group of donors
Source: RefSeq, a predicted model, not a curated record
GAUAAGUACGAGGAUGGAAUACGAGGGAAGGGGGGCUGGAUUGGGUUAGAGGAGGUGAGGAGGUGAGGGGAAAGGAAGGAGGGAAGGAGGGAAGAAGGGAAGGAGGAGGGGAGGGUUGUGUUGUGUUGUGUUGUGUUGCUUUGUGACUUUGUUACUGCUACUACUACUUCUUUUUGGGUUUGGGCUAUUUCUGGUCUGUGAUAUUUCUGAUAUUCUGAUAGUCUGAUAUUCUGAUAGUCUGAUAGUCUGAUAGUCUGAUAGUCUGUAUUGGUGCUUCUUUCUAGAAUUGAGAGAUUAAGAGGACUAUUAUUCUAUCACAUUGCAUCACAUCGCAUCGCGUUGCAGCUAUCUCGCUUCAUUCAAUCUAUUCAAUCCACAUCCUCUCCUCCUCUCCCUCUCCCCAACAACAACAACAUCAACAACAACAGCCUCCCCCAAAAUGACGCUCACGCAAACCCUCCUGCACCUAACCAACUUCCGCGCCCCCUUCCUCCGCACCCUCGUCCCCGCCGUCGGCGCCGCCUACCUCCUGCAAGCCGCCGUCGCCGUCCCGAGUAUUGCAGCCCAGUCCGAACGCUUCUACGAUUUGAGUGGGAGUUUGACGUAUUUGAGUGUCACGGCGCUGUCGCUGUAUUUGCCGACUGUGAGGGCGAGAGCUGCGGCGGGGGUAGGGAGACUGGAGUGGCCUAAACUCCUCGAAGCGUUUACUGGUGCUGGAGGUGCCAAUGCGUUGAAUUGGAGACAGGUGGUUUUGAGUGCGGCGGUGGGGAUUUGGGCUACGAGACUUGGUAGCUAUCUCUUCAAGAGGAUAAUGGAGGAUGGUCAUGAUUCUCGCUUCGACGAAAUCAAAAAAUCACCCCCCAAAUUCUUCGGCGCCUUCUUCGCCCAAGCAACCUGGGUAUCCCUUUGCUGUCUUCCCGUCAUCGCCCUCAACUCUCUCCCACACCCUCUCCUCUCCACCCUCCCCACCCUCAUGCUAACCGAUAUCCUCGGACUUCUCCUCUUCGCCGGCGGGCUCUCCUUCGAAAUCGUUGCCGAUCGACAAAAAUCCGCCUGGGUCGCCGCGAAGAAGAGAAAAGAGCACGAUGAGGAUUUCCUCACCAGUGGUCUGUGGAGUAAAAGUCGGCAUCCGAAUUAUUUCGGCGAAGCCACGUUGUGGACGGGAAUUGCGGUUCUGAGUGCGGGAGUGCUUACCGGGAGAGUAGGUCAGUUGGGGAUGGGCACGAGUGGGGUUUGGGGAAAGGCACUGGGGCUGGGUAUUGCGGGUGUGAGUCCGGCGUUUGUGUGCUUUUUGUUGUUGAAGGUUAGUGGGGUACCGUUGAGCGAGGGCAAGUAUGAUAAGAAAUAUGGAAAUCGAAAAGAGUAUCAGGAGUGGAAGAAGAAUACUCCGAUGUUUAUUCCGAAAUUUUAGGGGGUUGCUGGAUGGGGGGUGGAGAUGGAAAGGAAAGGAGAGGAAAGGAGAGGAGAGAAAAGGAGAGGAGGGGAGAGGAGAGGAAGAGGAGAGGGGAGGAAGAGGAGAGGGGAGGAAGAGGAGAGGGGGUAUUGAACCGGUACUUGUAGUGGAGAUGGAGAUGGAGAUGGAGAUAGUGAACGAUUGGAAGUAGGUAGUUCGAAAAGUAUAGUUUUUAUGAAUAGGGAGUGGAAGACCGGACUGAAAGAAGAAGGGAAGAUGUACUCUUAGGUUACCUGAUAUUAAUCCACUCAAUCACUCACUCACUCACUCA